AUGAUCGCCAGCUGCAUCAAUCUGAGUGUGUUCGCCCGGUGGAAGCGGAAAGAACCCUUCCUCCUCUUCCACAUCUCCUUGUCCUUCGCUGAACUCUUAUGCAGCACCACGAGUUUCGUCGGCUAUGUCAACCGCGCCUUCGACUACACGCUACGCUACGCCCUGCUCAGCAAAAUCGGUAUCGGCUUCCGGACCACAUUUCUGCCGUUGAUCAAUAUCCUUGUGAUGCUAAUCAGUGUGGACCGAUGGAUUUCCGUGCAGUUCCCGCUGUUCUAUCGGCGCAAGGUGAAACGCCGGGUCAUUCUGCUGACCAUUAAUUUGGUGUGGACAGGAACUUGUGGAUUUUACGUCAUCUUCUUCGCCUUCAUGGGUAGCUCGGUUUUGGUGGUUACGUGCCGGGAAGUGGGGCAGUUUGUACUGAAGGAUCCCGCGUGGAUUAUCUUCUACAAUAUCCAGUUCUUCUCGACCUUGGUACUGAUCGCGUUGCCGCAGUGCCAUACGUGCGCAAUUGCACUGCAGGUGAAAUGCCGGGCGCACCACCGUCGUCAAAACACCCGGGACAACGACAGCCGGCUGGUACGCAGCGCCAUUCGCAGCGCAAUGGCCGGCUCCGCCGUGGUCAUCACCAACGUGGUGUGCCAGUCCACCGCGAGAUUGAUCUACUUCUUCGGAAUGCGCAGCGGAGUGUUGACUGUCGGGAUGGCAAUCGCGUUCACGUCGUUCGAUUGUCUCAAGUAUCUGAUGCCCUUCGUGUGCUACGUGGCUUUCUUCCCGAAGUUUCGCAACAAUCUGCUGGAGCUGAUAUAUGGCCGUCGCCAAAGGAUUGUGAAGAACAUUGUCUUGUUAGCUCGUCCACCGAACUAUCCGCCAAAUAACUGAAAGUCAGCAAACUUUCGGCAACUUUCCGAAAUGCGGUACUUCCGUUCGUGCUAUGUGCGAUAGCUGUUUGGCUGGA
Paramacrobiotus metropolitanus is the source of this 955-nucleotide messenger RNA. RefSeq lists its product as uncharacterized. Gene Ontology annotation, biological process: G protein-coupled receptor signaling pathway. The transcript has 2 exons. Gene Ontology annotation, cellular component: membrane. Gene Ontology annotation, molecular function: G protein-coupled receptor activity. Lineage: Eukaryota; Metazoa; Tardigrada; Eutardigrada; Parachela; Macrobiotidae. Bases 1 to 879 code for a protein of 292 amino acids. The record is from RefSeq and is a predicted model, not a curated record.